AUGCGGCUCGCAAUGCGUCGCAUCAUAGUGUUUGUCAUAUGGUGGCAUUUGACCCUGCCCUUGGCUUCGCAGAGUGCCUGGCAACAGAGAUUUCUCAAUGAGGUGAACUCUACAGCCUUGCAGCGCUCAAGCGCCGCCACGCCGAAGCUGCUCGCGCGCUUGGAUGGUGCAGAUACGCGUGCCUUUCUGGCCCGUUGCUGUCCUGAGGUGGCUCAGUGGCCAGCAGCGGACUUGGCGGAGACGUUGCGGCAAAACCUGCGAGCCGCGGAGGUGGUGUCGGGCUUCAGCAGUGAGGUGAACAGAUCCUUUUUUUCAUUCUCUUUGUCGGAAGCUGAAGACGUUUCUCAUUACGAGAACCUGUGGGAGCUUUGGAUGAGAAAUCAUGCUGAGCUUAGCAACUAUUCUGUUGGCAUGGAUUGGGUGGAGACCAACUUCUACGGGUUCAAACCAUUCCAGGAGCCUGCCUACCCAAAGAGCAUGGAGGAGGCCAGAGAAAGAAGCGCUUACUUUCUGCUCAACUCCCUGCGCGUGGAUGUGGGUUCACCGCUCUACGGAGAUAUCACCGUGGUUUUGCUUCCAAGCUUUGCUCACCGUGUGUCGGUGAUUUCACCUCUUGAUUCGGGCAGCUGGUGCGGCUUUUGUCACCAGUGUUUCCAGAUGCCAACCCCAAGCUAUUCACACAACUGCAGCGCCUGGUCUGGUCCUGAAGGGCUGGGGACCUUCCAGGCCUUAGACCAUCUCCUUGGCAUCAACGAAGCGUAUUGGGCCACGCCUGAGGCCUUUCUGCACCCACUGGGACGAUUGCUGGGCUCUGCGACGUUCACUGGCGAAGACUUGGUGCGAUACUUCGAGGUGAUGCCUGCCGCAAAGAUUGAAUUUCCUCAACACGUAAAGUUCGUCAUUGCUGCCUUUCCAAGCCUUUUUGGGACAAUGCGAGGGGAACGUGUUCGAAGUUGGUGUCGAAGAAAUGGAUGGCUGCUUGUUUGGUCUUUGGGAUUGAAUGUGGGCUUCUCCACAGAUCAUGGUAUGCCUCAUUUCUGGGAUGUCCGCCACAAGGGCCCAUUCCUUUGCAAGCAGCGGCUAAUUGAUCCGGUGCUGCUGGAGUCGGCCCAGCUGAACGCGACGGCCGCGUCGGAGGAUCUGACGGCCUUUGCGGCCUCAUGGCGCCAGAUGAGUUCCCUGCGUGCGGCCACCCUGCAACCAGAGGACUUCUCUGCUUUUUGGACGGCGCUGGUGGCAAAUCUCUCAGCAGAUUUGCAGAUAGAAGCUGUACGACCUUCCUGUGAUUUGGAUCGCUGUAUGGGUGUAACGCACCGGGGAUGUCUUUGCAGAAUGCGCAGUGAAGAUGAAGGAAUGCGCACCUGGACAGUGUGA
Molecule: messenger RNA, 1374 nt
Organism: Durusdinium trenchii
Lineage: Eukaryota; Dinophyceae; Suessiales; Symbiodiniaceae
Source: the annotation of a GenBank genome assembly